Anopheles coustani is the source of this 1715-nucleotide messenger RNA. Its product is annotated as oocyte zinc finger protein XlCOF6-like. The record is from RefSeq and is a predicted model, not a curated record. The transcript is spliced from 4 exons. Gene Ontology annotation, cellular component: nucleus. The coding region runs from base 36 to 1658 and encodes 540 amino acids. NCBI's taxonomy places the organism in Eukaryota, Metazoa, Arthropoda, Insecta, Diptera, Culicidae. Gene Ontology annotation, biological process: regulation of transcription by RNA polymerase II. Gene Ontology annotation, molecular function: RNA polymerase II cis-regulatory region sequence-specific DNA binding; zinc ion binding; DNA-binding transcription factor activity.
AACCGACUUGUUUGAUUUGGUUUCCUCAAGUAAAAAUGAGUGAAAUUUGCUUAGACGUGGAUUUACAUAGUGUGUGCCGAAUCUGCUUAUCCCAGACCGAGAUGAACGAACAUUUAUUUAACAUAUUUUCCGACGCCAUAGUGGACGGUGUGCUAGUGUCUCUUCCGCACGUAAUUGAGUAUUGUGUGGAUAUCCAGGUCAAAGCAGAGCCUGGAUUACCAAACAAAGUUUGCCAAAAAUGCAAAGCGAAAUUGUUUAAAUUUUAUGUCUUCAAACAGAAGUGCCAUCGUACGGAUAGUGUUUUGCGUUCCCUGCUUGAAAAACUUAUGUAUUCCGUGUCGGGUGCAAUAGAAAACGAAGAAGAACAGUCCACUAAACUCCAGCAGUAUGAGGAUGGUUCAAAGGUUUCGUCAGAUUUACUAUGCUCAGCAGAAUCGGUGUUGCAAGAAAGCAAACUUGUUGAAUCGCUUCAAGAUGAAAUUCACAGUGACUGUCAUACCGAGACAUCUCUGGAAUAUGAUAGUCCUUUAGAUGAAACGUUCAUCUCAAUUGGUCAGGAUGAUACUUCCAAUGUUAGUGCAUCAAUCGAAGCGGAGUACAUAGAAGAAACGUACGAAGAGCUGGCAAGCACGUCCUCCGCAGUCAAUGCGACAAUUGAUGACCAUCAAUCCGGUGCUCUAAUGCACGUUACAAUAACUCAGAUUAGUCCCAAUGCAAACGAAUGCUUUACUUGUGAAAUUUGCGGAUGUAUCUUAGCUUCUAAAGCACGAUUAAGGCGGCAUAUGAAACUGCAUGCUGAUUCCGAUGCUGUUUCGAGUCAAAUGCAUUUCUAUCCAUGCACCGGUUGCAAAGCGUUGUUUCUGAGUGAGAAAACACUGAACGAACACAGGCAAGUGUGUUCAAAGGUGAUAUCAAAUCUGAGUGAACAAUAUCCACAGGAUAUUACGGAGCAAUGCUACGAUCGUUGUGGCAUAUGUGGUGUUUAUUAUCCAAACAUUGUGCAACUGAAGCAGCACAUAAUUACGCACAUGGAAAACUUUCCCUGCCCCUUUGACGGCUGUGGGUGUGAGUAUGUUUCGCUUGCUAGGUUGAACAUUCAUGUCAGUACCAAACAUGUGGAUUAUUUUUCUUCGACCUGUCCACACUGCAAAAAGGAUAUUGAUCGCGUUGAUUUGGUCCAACAUCUUCGAACAUCUUGCCAGGAAAAGCAUUUUGACUGUUCCCACUGUGAUAAAAAAUUCUUUUCAUCGAGGGCACUUUCCCAGCAUCUGAAAAAAUUGGACCAACUAUUUCAUUGUAUUCAAUGUGAUCGUUCCUUCUCAUCUCGAGCAGCGUACAGCUUGCAUGUUCGAACACACACUGGUGAGCGGCCGUUCGUGUGCAAGCUGUGUAACAAGGCUUUCAAAUCAGCCAGCCAGCGAACAGCUCACAUGGACACACAUAUAGAGGGCAAAACGUUUGAAUGUAGCAUUUGCGGAAAGUGCUUGCAAACCCGUGCUAGCUACCGUAAUCACAUUAAACGACAUCUGGAAGAACGUACCCACGGAUGUGAUGAAUGUAGUAAAAAAUUCUACGCCAAACAUAGCCUCCGAAAGCAUCAGGAAAAGGUUCACAAAAACAAGCGAGGAUCAGAUUCGCACCAAGUGGACGAUUUGUGAAUUUGGAUUGCAUUGACUUCCAAUGUUAACCAAAUAGUGGGCAAGUACGAAAUAAAA